GUACGUACUAGUGGACACUGUCUGAGAUGAUGGUCCUGAGGUGUUGAAGCCGUACAUUUACAUACAAAGCUAGUAGUACUCCAGGUAUGUAAUGGCAUCUACUUCACAACUUCGUCCAGGCCACUCCUUGACAGGACGCUGCGUUCAGCGCAGCUGCGGUCGAGCUGAGGUGGCGUAGUCGGUAGGACCUCGCACGACCCGUUGAGCCCGCUGUAGCGGGCGCCAUUGAAGAUCACAUACGUCAACAUGGCGUCUUGGCUAAGCAACAUGAUGUCCGAAGGCGGCGCCUCCGGGAACACGGAAACCGGCCCGUAUGCUGCCGGUCAAGCGGUGGAAUACUACUCGGGUACCUUGCAGAACUGGAUGCCGGCGAAAAUUCUGCAGUUUAACAGCUAUUCGAACACCUACAAUCUGGACUGCAAGCCCGAGGUGCCACUCAACAGGAUACGACCACUGUCCGAUGGCAGCAACGUGGUGGGAGGAGGGGGUAUAAAUGUUUUGGUUGAAAGAUUCAAAGUAAAAGUUGUUGUCUUCAUGCGCCCAUAAUCAGGAUGUUCACGUCGUCGUUUUCAAUAAUACGAAGCCUGUAUCUACAAACCGAAAAUCAACGCCAGGCGGUAACAGCCCCGCUUCGCGCGUCACGGUCUCGAGUACCAGCGGGGUGACGCCGGCCGGUGGCACGGCAACGGAAUCCGUGAACUACUCUGUCGGCAUGCAGGUCGAGUACUAUUCCGCGACCGCGCAAUCGUGGAUCCCGGCAAAGAUUCAGUAUGUGAACGCCGACGGUACCUACAAUCUCGACUGCAAGCCAUUAGUCGCAAAGGACCGCAUCCGCCCGAUGGUAAUUGGCGGUGGCGGAGUAUCCAAGAAAAAAACUGUGUAAGUGUAACUUUGUGUUGCAGAAAAUGCAAACCUGUUACACUUGUCAUGCUGGACAUGCAUCAAAGGCAAUUUUCGCGCGUGUUUUGACGUACUAGCUACGCAUGACAGGUUUUCUGUGUCAUGCAGAGCAAACUUGUGAUGCUAUUCCUCCAAGAAACUUACACUUACACAGUUUUUUUCCUGGAUACGGAGCGCCUGUAGGACAGCAGUCGCAGCAACUACCGGGUAGUAGCGCUAGCUCCCUGGUCAGCCCCGCGGGUAAUCCAUCCUCAUCCAGUAGCGGUGCGCCGCAGCCGCAGCCAGUCUCUCAGUUACCCGACCCCAAUUCGGGUUUAUUCGGAGGCACCAGCCAAACAGGAGCGUCUUCCCCAGGAACGGGCAGCGGUGGCGGGAAGUACGCACCGAAUCAGCAGGUGGAAUACUUGUCGGGGACGUUGAAUCAGUGGAUCAGUGCGAGAAUUCUGUCCGUCAACAACGACGGGACCUACAAUCUCGAUUGUAAACCACUGGUGGCCGCGGAGCGCAUCCGGCCGUCCGGCUCAGGAACAGCGCUGGAUGGGGCGAACAAACCGCGAACGCUGGACGAUGUCCGGUUGGAGGAGGGCGGGACGGCGGAGCCACGGACCUCGCAGUCCUCCAAAUCGCGGGCCAUGCCGGCGACGAUGGCGGUGAUACCGGAAAUAGAGUCGUUCACGGACCACCCGAUGAAAUCAGCAACUACCAUAAAGUCGCUGGACGGGCUAUGGAAGCGUCAGGAUUGAAAUCGUCAAAGUUGAAAAUUGUGAUGCAUAAAACCGAUACCAAUUGGAAGCCCAAUUUUCAAGCGGCGCAUGACCAAUUUCUACGUCAUCAUAAUCCAGUUUGUCAUACUGUUUAGCGAAAGAAGGCAUCCUUUGUCAUGCUACUUCAGCAGCUCUAUACCAAACCCGAAACAGGCUGACAAUCGGCCUCGCAUGCAAUCCCUGCAAGACAGUCACUUCGUGCCUUGUAUUUUAUGCAUCACAGAUUAUUUCAACUUUGUCGAUUUCAAUCCUGUCGCGGCCAUACGGGCCGAUACAGCUGAUCCGAUUAGUGAAGUCCGGCGCGGGAGGUAAUGAGGUGAAAUUUGAACUGUGUAAGGAAGCGGUGGAAAUCCUGCGCGGAAUGGGGGCGGUCAAGUUGAGCGUAGUCACGGUCGCAGGUAAAGUAGAUAAAGUGUUUAUAUGUUCUUUUUCGUUUCUUCCUGAAAGGACAGUUUUUGGCAUUUUUGGUGCGAAAGUGCGUUUGCACGACAUGAGUAGGUCUUCUUUAUCGCAGAAGUGAAAAAGUUCUUGUUGCGGCUAACACUGUUAAUACCCAAGAGGAAAACUGUCCCAAACAGGCGCUUUCCGGACCGGGAAAUCUUACCUCCUGAACCUCCUGCUCGACCGCGUGCAGCAGGGCCUACCGGGUUUUCAGGUAUCCCCGAGAAAAAAGCAGGCAGGUCAUAUUUGUAAUGCAGAAAGAAAUACAGAAAAAAACUUGUUUUGCGUAUCCUAAACAGGAUGCUAUGGGGCUGCCCAUGACAAAUCUUUCUGUGUAUGUAUUUUUGCAUUGCAAAUCAUAUGCCCUGCCUGCUUUUUUCUGUGGGAUAUCAGGUGGGCGUCGGCCAGGGUACGUACACCAAGGGUAUUUUAUGAGAGAGCACAACGCCCCUCGUUCUCAUUUCUCAUGCAAAACACCAACUCCACGCUUGCCCUCCUGUCACUAUUAUGCAUGACAAGUUCUGGGAGCCAUUAAAUAGCACUACCCUCCUGUGCAAAUUUGUCAUGCAAAACCUGCAUUUUGGCUGACGCAUGUAUUGCCGUUCAUGCCAUACAAAUUAGGGGGACGAGGGGGUGUUGUGUACUCUCAUAAAUCUGGAUGUUCGCCCUGAAACCCACUGUCUCCGAUGACAACCACUGCUAUCUCUACCUCGACUGCGAGGGGUUUAGCGAAAAGUCCAACUCCGCGGACAGCACCAACGCCAUGGAGGCGAAGUUGCUGGCUUUGUCCAUACUCAUCUCUUCCCUCUUCGUUUUGAACGUCAAGGGGCCGCUCGAAGAGGAUCAGUUUAACAGCACGAUCGGGUCGAAAGUGACGGAGCUGAAAAAUCUGAUCGAGGGGUUGGAUAGCAAUAUUGGCGGGUCGGUCAUGCUGAACAAACCAUCUCUACUGUUCUUACUGCGGGACUACGGGUUAUGGAAGUGUCAGAAUCGAAAUUGACAACGUCGAAAAAUUUGUGAUGCACAAAAUCGAUGUCAGUUGGAGCCUCAGUUUCCAAGUGGCGCAUAACAAAUUUUGGGAGCACUAAAAUACAGUCUGUCAUGCUAUUUGGGCAAAGAAGAGUCCUCCUGUCAUGCUACUCUGGCAGCACAUUGUAUACCCCUAAACAGGCUUGCAAUCUGUCUCAUUUGCCUGCUCCCCAAUACAGGCCUCCAGUGCCCUACAUUUUACGCAUCACAAAUUAGUUCGAUUUUGUUGAUUUCGAUCCUGACACUUCCAUACGGGUUGGCCAAUAACACCAGUUCGGAUGAAUACCUGGAGAAAUUCCUGUCCAACGUGCCGGAAUACCCGUUUGAACCGCAAAAGCAGCAGCUCGCAAAGGACACGAGGAUUCAGUUCCACCAAUAUUUCCCGGACCGAAGGUGUCGGUCUUUGGUGCAACCCGUAAACGACGACGGGUCAUUAGCGCGGUUACCCGCGGCAAACUUUGCGGAUCUCCGGCCGGACUUCCAGCAGUCGCUGCGGAAAUUACAGGACGAGAUCUAUCGGUAUUGUAUAGUGGGUUUCUACUUUUGAUUUUUUGCUGGAACCAACUAUCCAGAUAUGCUGGACAUGGAAGUUACUACUUGACUAUACCGAUUAUGUCCACUUUUUUCACUUUUGUUUUGUCCUCCAAUACUUCUUGGCCACCUCCCUCAUUUCCGCACCAAAACAAAAAACAUUCUUGUUCAACAUGCAGAAUUUCCUCCGCCCUCGGCCCCAAGCGCGUGGGGAAAGACAUGGCCUACCUGACUGCCCGGGCGUUUCCGAGCUUUCUCGCGCAUUUGUGCGACACGCUGAACACAAACCAGAAACUGGAACUGUGCAACAGUUGGGACCGCGUUGCGGAGAGUUCCUGUUGCAACAGCGUCGAAAACUUGACGACGGAAUACCGGGAAGCGAUCGACCUGCUGCGCACGAAAUUCCCCUUGGCCGAUAUGAAAGAAUGCAAAUCUGUCUGGGUCUGGAUGAUUGCGAGGUUUGUCAUGCAGUUUUUCCAAGCUCCACAGGGUCUGGAAUGCGGGGCUUGGCAAUACAGGUUCUGAAGCCCUUUGAUGAUGCUUCUUCUGCAUGAGAAAUCCCCCACCAGCAGGGCAAGAAGUUGGCAUCUUUUGCAAGUCAUGCAGCACAGAUUUUCGUGUGAGCCACAAUACGCAUGAUAAGUUAACUCUUGUCCAGACCCAGACAUAUUUGCAGUUGAUAGCCGACGCGAAUUUGCAAGCGGAUUUGAAGGCCUUGAAGCAGCACAUGCGGGAGAGGUUCAAGGUAUCAAAAGGAAAAAUCCCCCCUCCCCAUAUCAAAACGGAAAUCUGUAAUGCAGAUUUGUUGUCACAAAUCAGCUUUGUCAUGCUACACGGGAAAAGAUGCGGACUGUAGUGCUGGAUGGCGUGGCGAAGCCUUGCAUCUUCAGCAUGAGAGGAGGCAUCUGAGAGUGGGAAACAGCAUGACAAAUUGCCUGCAAACGAGGCAACGACUGCGGCUCUUGGCCUUCUAGCAUGACAAAUCGAUUUGUGACCUCAAAUACAGCAUCACAAAUUUCGUUUUCGAUAUGGGGAGGGGGGAUUUUUCUUUUCGAUACAAGGACGAGGCCCUCGGGGAUGAAGCCAUGCGAUUGCAGUAUAUUGCAAAUUUUGGUCUAGUAGUUGAUUUCGCGUGCAUCAUUCUGCAUCAGAGAUUGGUUUUGUCUAGCAAGAUUAUGCAUAACAGAAAAUUUUACAACAAUCAUGAGCAGGUACUGGAACGAGUUGAAGGACGGUAUUGUUCUGGAUAACAAGAAACUAUUCACUGCAAAUAUGUCUGGGUCUGGAAGGGUGGAACUUGUGAUGCUCUCUGCGAAAUCUAAAGAUAUCUGUGUUGCAUGAGCAGCAAAAAGGAGUCCAGUUCUUGGUACGCGGAGAGGGUAUGUCUCAUGCGUGAUAAGCAUCAAGAAGCCCUCAAAAAAUCUGUGGUGCUAGGACCUGCAUCACAGACCUCACGGGUCAUGCAAAAUGUGCAUGACAAACGAUCCCGAGGCUUCCAGACCCACACAUAUUUGCAGUUGAUACAAACUUUGGGAUGACAACAACCGCGCGGCCGAAAACAAGCUUCUUCGGUUACUCCAGAUGAACGAGGGCAGCGCAAAGUUCCCCACGGAAGUGAUCAAGGAGAUCGAAACACAGCUCAAGGAGAACGCGAUACCAGUGAAGUGCUGUCAUGCGGUGGCAGGAAUGGUAUAUAAUAUUUGUCGUGAUGCGCGGCUUGUGCUGCGACACCACGGAGAUGAUCUGUAAUUCAUGAUGAAGCGGAUUUUUUUACUUUGGCGAGUUUUCGUGUCUCUUUCCGGAGGGCAGUUUGUCAAUGCCGUUUGCGAAUUGAGUCUGUAUAAUUUUUGCAAAGAUAAAACUGACUAUAACAGCUCCUGAAAGCCUAUCUGCAAGUCCUGGACUCCUCCAAACUCCAUGAACAAAGGAUAAAGGAGAACGAAGAGGAAAAAGAACAACUCAGGACAAGCAUAUCGACCACUGGAGAGGAGAAGAAACGGCUGGAAGACAAGGUACUGUAAUGGAAGAGAUGCCUGCUGCUUUUUUUUUUGUCAUGCGCCACCCUGCAAGAAGACAAAGUAUGCAGUGAUGUACUUAGAACUACUGCCAACAUGAACAAGUCAUCAAAUCCAACCUAAAUCUCCUGUACAAGGUCACUGAGCUUUCCACGGAUCUGGAGCAGUUGAAGAAAACGUACAGCGAAGAAGUUGCCACCACGAAACAGCUCCGCGAAACUCUGGAAAACAUGGCCUCUUCCGGCACGGACAAGGAAAAAGAGCUCGCGUAUCAUUUGUAAAAGCGUCCCCACCUCCCCAGAGUUGUAAUGCAAAUCUGCAUGCUGAAAAUGUUUCUCAUGCGGAGACCCAUGAGAAGCAGUUUCUACUGUCGUUUACGAUUCGUGAUGCGCACAUCCGCAUGCUAUGCUAGACCUGUGAUGCUGCUUCACUAGCUAAACGCCACUACAUUGCGAGUCCAAAUUUGUCAUGCGCAACGGCCAAAGCUGGUUGAUUUGUGUAGCACAUUCCCCAUCGGAUGCGGACGUUUUUGCUCACCAUAUCGCGCACGCACUGCAGGACGCGGAUUUGAAGUAUCAGAAACACCUCGCGGAGGAAAACAGCCACAUUAACUCGGAGAGGAAAAAUAUCGUGAGAAAAAACUGUUUCAAGGUAAAAAAACUUGUGAUGCAGAGGAUGUAGCAGGAAAGUGUUUGUUUUGCUGCACAUGGAAGACAGAGGAUUUUUGCCCCUGUUUUCCCUUAGAAAGCACGCAUGACAAGUUUUCUGUGCCAUGUGAAACAAACCUGUAAUGCAAAACUUGCAACACAGUUACUACACUGAAACACUUUUUUCGUACGAUGAAAAAACGGGAAGAGGAGCGGGAGCGGUUUGACAUGGAACGAACCAACUGGCAGCGGGAGAAGGAGGACCACCGGGAGGCGUUGAAGCGCGAGCACGAGUCGGCUAUGAACGCGUGGGAGCAGGUCAAAUCUAUGAACACGAAACUGGACGCAAUGUCGGCAGAGAUGGCCAAGGGAAGAAAGGGAGCGCCUUGCCAGUGCGCGAUUAUGUGAUGAUGUUGUAUGCGAUAACUUUUUAAUAUUAUCACAACUGCAUCUACGACUUACUUCGUCCGUGCUGUCGACAAUGUCUUUUACAAAUGUAAAUCAAUAAGGCAAACUGAAGAUCAUCGAAAUUGAAAACACCAUCGUAACAAAGUCUUAGGUGUGUUUUUUCUCUCGAGAAGAUUGGAAAAAGAAGGUGUAGUUUUUUAGCGAGUUGUUUAGCUAUUUCAAAUUUCAAUCCAAGUCCAACUUCUAUUAUACGCAACAAUUGUAGACGUAGACAGCACAAUUUUUUCUUAGUAGUUUGUGUUGUUUCACAGAGAUGACUAUUAUAGUUCAAAGGUUUUAAGUUUAACUAGGUCGCAACUAAGCACCAGCCGUACUAGAUGAGUUUUUUUGUACAUCAGAACAGAUGCAGAAAACGCAUAUGCCCACUCGCUGGGUGAGGAUGAUUAACGCGCAAAAUUUUUUCUACGUCAGAAACAGAAUGCCAUUGCAAUUCUGUGUCUCGAAUGAAAUGCAGUUCGCAAAUAAGUUCAGGACAACGUCGAC
Messenger RNA from Amoebophrya sp. A120, 7278 nucleotides. The record is from the annotation of a GenBank genome assembly. Lineage: Eukaryota; Dinophyceae; Syndiniales; Amoebophryaceae.